AUGGCAGAUGUUAAUAGUUUGAGACAGCGAUUAACGCCACUCGUCGAUCAGAUUACACAAGAUAUUCAAAUAAUUGAAUCAACACGAAAUUUAAGUUCGAAACAUCGGUUAGAAAAAUCAAUCAAUGAAGCAACGCAAUUAGCUCGUGAUCUUGAACGUCUUGAUCCAGCUUAUGGUCGUGAUUAUAAACAACGUAUUGAUGCUGCUCGUCAACGUUUAGAAAAUGUUAGUAGAGUACCUAUUCAUGGUGCAUGGAAUUCUGGAUUUGAUCCUGAAGCUGAUAGACUUGGACAACAACAGCGUGAUUUACUUUUACGUGGUCAUGCUUCAUUAGUACGUACUGACGAAGCAUUAAAAGUAUCUCGUCAAACUGCUCAUGAAACUGAACAAUUAGGACAAGAAAUAAUGUCUGAUCUAACAACACAACGUGAAGCACUCUUACGUACACAAGGCAAAUUAAAUGAAGGCAAUGAACAUUUAAAAGCUGGUCGUAAAACACUUCGAUUAAUGUAUAGCAGAGUUAUAAUGAACAAAGUUCUCCUGAUAACAAUAAUACUUGUCGAACUUGGUAUAUUAGGCGGUGUUAUAUAUUGGAAAUUUUUUUCGAAAUGA
Adineta steineri is the source of this 612-nucleotide messenger RNA. The record is from the annotation of a GenBank genome assembly. NCBI's taxonomy places the organism in Eukaryota, Metazoa, Rotifera, Eurotatoria, Adinetida, Adinetidae.